AUGUCCACGGGCCAUGCCUCCGGAACAAGCCUCUUAGACGAGGUAUUUCUGAACGAGGACCAUGUGCGUACGUAUGAGUCGUAUCUCGCACAGAUCGACGAGGCGAAAAAGGCAGGCCAGGUCCCUCGGAUCCGUUCAGUUUCAGCCGUGUCGGAUUUUGCGCCCAUUUGCGAGAUGGUCGAUGUAGGGAAUGAUCCCAAGGAUGACAAAGAAACGAAAGAAGACCGCAGUGUACCAGAGGGAUGGACGUAUGGUGCUCUUCGUUUCCCGCUGCUCUUUUUCGUGCUGUGGUUGAUCAGCUUGGACUUUUGUCUGUACAUCCUUGUGCGCCAGGCGGUGAAUGUGAUAGAAAAAGUCAGUGCAUGGCAUGGAAUGAGCGGCAAGCUCCGGCGACGUUUGCAGACGGCCUACACGUACCGGGACUGGAAACGCGCGGCUUUGGACUUUGAUGCUUAUCGUAACUACGACGAGUGGAAGUCGCACGAUGCGAGUCCCUUCUACGACUGGCGCCUCGUCCAGCGCGUUGUACGCGCGAUGCGCCUAGCCCGUGAGCAAGACCAGGCACAGGCGCUCAUGGGCAUUUUGACGUUGUGUGUAAAGCAGGGAUUCGCAGGUAUCGAGAACCUUGAGCUGUACAGCCAGUCGUUCUAUGGCACAAAGCAGCUGAUUGAGCGGUACUAUUAUGAAGUCGAAGAGUCCCUUGCUUACCUUGAAAGCACGCCAAAUGUAUCUGCACCCGUCAAGAGUGCCUUUUAUCGGGCCGUCUUCUUAAACUUUGGCCGCUCCGCACUCUGUCUGAGCGGCGGCGCGGCCUUUGCCUACUACCACAUCGGCGUGGCACGUGCUCUAUUAGAUGCGAAUCUGCUGCCCAACAUUGUGAGUGGCACCUCGGCAGGUGGGCUCAUCGCCGCUCUCUUGUGCACACGCACAAACGAGGAAUUGAAGGAGCUGCUUGUGCCUGACUUGGCUCGGCACAUCACGGGCUGUGAUGACCCUAUGCACGUUUGGAUUGCACGUGCAUGGCGCACAGGCGCACGCUUCGAUACAUCAAAAUGGGCACGGAAGGUACAAUUCUUCACGCGUGGGUCGUUGACGUUUCGCGAGGCGUUCGAGCGAACGGGCAAGACCCUCAACAUCAGUGUGGUGCCGUUUGAGCAGCAUUCGCCCGCACAGCUUAUGAACCAUGUGACGGCGCCGGACUGCAUUGUUUGGUCAGCUGUGCUAGCGUCAGCAGCCGUGCCGGGGAUUUUGAACCCGGUAUGCCUUCUGCAGAAACUUCCCGACGGCUCGAUUAUCCCUUGGAGCUGGGGCAACCAAUUCCGCGAUGGCAGCCUGCGAGUGGACAUUCCUUUGGAAAGCCUCAAUUCGAUGUUCAACGUAACGCACCCGAUCGUAUCGCAAGUGAAUCCACACGUCCACCUCUUCCACUUUGGCUCACGCGGUGCCCCUGGACGCCCAACAGCAUUUCGGCGGGGGCGCGGAUGGCGUGGUGGCUUCCUGCUCUCGGCUGCCGAACACAUUCUCAAACUAAAUCUGCUGACCAAUCUGGCCAUCCUUCGUGACCUGGCCUUGCUGCCAAAAAUUUUGGGUCAGGACUGGUCGUCCCUAUUCCUGCAAAAGUUCCAGGGCACCGUCACGAUAUAUCCGAAGUCACGCCUGAAAGACUGGCCACGCAUCCUCACUGAUCCAGAUGCUACCGAGCUCGCCCAGAUCAUCCAUUCCGGUUGCUACGUCACGUACCCGAAGCAACAUAUGAUCAGUCAUCUUGUCCGCAUUGAGCGUGCGAUACUUCGAGGAAAGGCCCAUUUCCAAUCACGUUCACACGUGCACGACACAUGCGAGCAUGAGCUUCGCGACGCUGCGAUCGAGGCGUCCGACAUGCUCCAACGCCCACUGGCGAAGGAAGACGUUGCAGGCAGCAAAGAUGCUGGCCCAUCUCGUUCGUCCAACAGGCAAGAUGAUCGCCUUUUCCAGGAGCAUUCCAACCUGCUUGAACUGCGCCCAGAAGACCUAGAGCAUCUCUUGGAUCGAUUCCAAGACGAAUCCACGUAA
This is a messenger RNA of Malassezia globosa CBS 7966, 2052 nucleotides long. RefSeq lists its product as uncharacterized. Lineage: Eukaryota; Fungi; Basidiomycota; Malasseziomycetes; Malasseziales; Malasseziaceae. Gene Ontology annotation, molecular function: triacylglycerol lipase activity. Gene Ontology annotation, biological process: lipid metabolic process. The record is from RefSeq and is a predicted model, not a curated record. Bases 1 to 2052 code for a protein of 683 amino acids. The transcript has a single exon.